CGGGAAUAUAACAAUUUAAUAAUUUAGGUUAGAAUUUAUAUUUAAAAUAAUGUACGGAGAAAAAGCUUAUACCCUUAUCAAAGAAUUAUCGCGAAACGAGGAUAAUUUACCUCCAUAUAAUACGGAGUUAGUAAAAGAUAUUUCGACUGAAAUCCAACAACUGGUAGAGGAAAACAAUCAAGAUGCUCAACACUCAACAGAUGAAAAUGCUGAAACUUCAUUGUUAAGUACAAUACGAAUUCGCAAUGCUGCAGUUAAAAGAAAUGUGCGUUGUUUAAUGGCUUAUCAUUACAAUAGACUUAAAUGUCUUAGAACCAUGAGAUGGGAAUUUGGUAGUAUUUUACCGGCUGAUAUUAAAGCUAAUCUAAAUGCCGAUGAAAUUGAUUGGUUUUCAAAAUACUCCAGACUUUUGGCAAAUUAUAUGAGAUCAAUUGGUGAAGAUGGGGUCAAUUUAGCCGUCAAUUUAAAACCCCCCAAAGCAUUGUACAUUGAAGUGCAAUGUUUAGUUGAUUACGGAAAAUUUGAGCUUACUGAUGGCUCAACUCUAUUAUUAAAAAAAGAUUCACGUCAUUACUUACCAAGAAGUGAAUGUGAGGAUCUUAUUAGACAAGGAGUUUUUAAACACAUUGUAUGAUAUUCUUGUAUUUCAUCAAUAAAUUAUUUUUUUUUUCA
Diorhabda carinulata is the source of this 672-nucleotide messenger RNA. Its product is annotated as DNA replication complex GINS protein PSF1-like. Gene Ontology annotation, cellular component: GINS complex. Lineage: Eukaryota; Metazoa; Arthropoda; Insecta; Coleoptera; Chrysomelidae. Gene Ontology annotation, biological process: DNA strand elongation involved in mitotic DNA replication; DNA replication. Bases 50 to 634 code for a protein of 194 amino acids. The transcript has 4 exons. The record is from RefSeq and is a predicted model, not a curated record.